CUCACAGAGCGUUGAUCUCAGUCAAUCGAUAUUCCUCCCGAUAUUCAGUUUAAAUCGAAUUUCCGAUAUAAUCAUAAUGGCCAGCAAACGACUGGGCAGCAUGGCGUCCUCCGCUAGUGUGAUGCAAUCGACGGCAUCGAUCUCCAGCAAGGUCAAAAAAUCGAAAAGGGCGAGGCUGCCGACCUUUGACCUUUCGCUGAGUCAGAAGGUGGACAUUAAGAAGGCCUUCGAUUUGUUCGAUACCCAGUGCACGGGCUUUAUCGAGACCAAGGAGCUACGCGUGGCCAUUCGCGCCUUGGGAUUCGAGCCGAAAAAGGAGGAGAUCAAGCGCAUGAUGGAUGAAAUCGAUAAGGACAAGACGGGAAGGAUUGCCUUUAACGAUUUCCUAUAUCUGAUGCGUCAGAAAAUGGCCGAAAAGGACUCCAAUCAGGAUAUGAUGAAGGCCUUCUCCUUUUUCGAUGACGAUCGCACUGGUAGUAUCUCCUUUGCCAACCUAAAACGCGUGGCCAAAGAGCUGGGCGAACAACUUACCGACGAGGAACUGCAGGAGAUGAUCGACGAGGCCGACAUAAAUGGAGAUGGCGAGGUUAGCAAGGAGGAGUUUCUCAAUCUCAUCAAGAAAACCAAUUUGAUAUAAUCGCUUUUCGUUUAAAUUGAACCCUAAAAACAGGGAAACGACGUUGUUUUUAUCCCAUAUAGAUUUACUCAUUUCAGGCAGACACAAACGCACUUCUAACAUCAUACUGACCCGCACACUUAGUAGAGUAUCUUGAAGAAGUUUGGAUAUGCUUCGGUUUAAUAAAGCAACGCACUGCAAAUGCA
Drosophila takahashii is the source of this 822-nucleotide messenger RNA. RefSeq lists its product as uncharacterized. Lineage: Eukaryota; Metazoa; Arthropoda; Insecta; Diptera; Drosophilidae. Gene Ontology annotation, biological process: centriole replication; mitotic cell cycle. Gene Ontology annotation, cellular component: centrosome; centriole. The record is from RefSeq and is a predicted model, not a curated record. Gene Ontology annotation, molecular function: calcium ion binding.